ACACGCCUGAUCGUCGGCAAAUACACGAAUACCAUGGACGUGGUGGUCAAGACUUACAAAAACGGAGGCGCGUCUGCAUUUUUCAAAGGUUUCUGGCCUAGUACAUUAAGUAUUUUCUUGUUCACUGGCAUUGAGCUUAUGACUUACGAACAUAUCAAAGAAAAUUAUUCCCAUUACUGCGAAAAAGACGACUGUCUGAGGUUGAUUGUUAACUUUUACUCGGCAUUUAUCUCCAGCACUGUGGGUGUCGUGAUAUGUUAUCCGAUAUCUACGGUUAUCACUAGACUUCAAGUUGAUGACGGACACUCGAGCGGAACGAUGAAAAAGGUGUCGGAAAAAUGUAGCCUGCGACGGCCGUUUUCAGCAAACUUCCUAUGCAGCGGUCUACUGCUUUACAGAGGCAUCGGUGGCAGUAUCGUGAAAAUGUUACCCACCACUUCCAUUGGCUACGUGAUCUACGAAGAGUUGUGCAAGUCGUUCGGCGUGCGGAUGUCGUGAAGCAUAUUACAU
Messenger RNA from Rhopalosiphum padi (bird cherry-oat aphid), 510 nucleotides. Its product is annotated as mitochondrial adenyl nucleotide antiporter SLC25A24-like. Gene Ontology annotation, molecular function: ATP transmembrane transporter activity. The coding region runs from base 34 to 498 and encodes 154 amino acids. The transcript has 2 exons. NCBI's taxonomy places the organism in Eukaryota, Metazoa, Arthropoda, Insecta, Hemiptera, Aphididae. The record is from RefSeq and is a predicted model, not a curated record.